CGCAGUUCAAAAAGCAGCUAUUUUUCAGUUAUUGAUUAGAAGUUUUCAACAACGUUGAAAUAAAACGCCAACAUGACAAAUCCAUUUUCGUUAAUUGCUUCAUUUCAAACAAUUUAUUACGCUCUACAACUAUAAAUUUCCUGAAAGUAAGCGAUGUAUCUGUGAAAUUUACCAUAACGUUAAUAAUAAAAGUUAAGUAAACAAUCUACCAAAGAAACAUUUUUGCAAUGUUCAAUAGGAUGCAAAAGUACUGUAUGUAAUUCCACAAUCAAUUAAAAGGACAAUUGUGGUAAUACAUAGAAUGGAUUAUUAAAUUUUAAAAUUGCUUGUCAUAUUUUUCUGCUGCGAUCUUCUACGUUAUAAAAACGUAAUACUUCUUGACAAUUUCAAGACAAUAAGCGCAACUAAUUAUUUUGGAGCAUCGUCCAAACAUAGCUGUAAAAGAUCAAUCUCGCCUCGAUAUUUACAGAAUGACAUCAACGAUCUUUCACGUAUUCCCAGAAGCAGCAAAAAGAGAAGAAACACCCUGAUAUCGAGGUAACGCGAACAAUAGCAUCACGUAAUAUCCAGCAGCAACGUUUCAUGGAAGAAACAUCAACCUCGUAACGGCGAACGCGCAAGGUGUCGCUAGGUUCUCGGCAAAUGAUUGACAAGCAUGGAACUCGGCCGAACCAAAGGACGCGGCAGAAUGAAAAGUAGCAAAGCUAUUCCUGCGGUUGGUGUUUCCUCCGGCUGCUCUCGACGCCAGACUCGCCAACCAGCCAACCAGCACCCUCUCCCGCGUGUCAGGCAUAUCAUCAAUCUUGUUAUGUUUUCUCGCGUACUCGAAUGUGGAUUUAGACUCGAGACUCCGCCAAGAUCUCUGGAAUCGUAGGUGAACGCGCCCAUCGCGAACCGUUUGUCUUCAUUCGACGAAACUGAUCAAAACCUGGCUGCUGCUCUCUUCCGGCGCGACCCAUCCGCCGGAUGUCGCGAGUGCACCCAUUCCAACAAAAAUUCCACGAGGAACGCUGCAACUUCUAUUUUGUGAGUUAAUGACCUCGAAGUCGAGCUGCUGAUUCUAAUGAAGAAAUUCAUGUCGGACCGUUGAGAGAGGCGCUAGCACGCUCUUGUGAAACGACAGAGUUCUUCUGCCGGCUAAGGACACUUUGAUGAUGUUUGCGUAUUAACUAAUGAUCCUCUCCACCUAUGUGCAUUCCCUGAUGAAGGAAAUUAUGGUUGAAAUUGAUGCGCGUGCCGCUGUUAACGAGCCAUGUGCAUCGCGUGUUGCCAUUUUUGGCUUAGGGAAACGUUUGGACACGAUGCAAGCACAACGCGACAUUUGUCGACGAUCACGGGUCACGCACAAGCGCCAUGGGAUGUGGAUUCGGCGAGUUUGCGUGGUAGACAGCUGGAUCGACGCUGGGCGUCGCCAUCGUGGGGUUGAAACGAACAGUAUAAAGCGGGGUGGCGUUGCUUCAGGACUUGAGAGGGGGAAGUCCGGCAUAGUUACACCAGCAGACAGUGGCGUGUCCGAUCGACUCCACGGAGACUUGCAGACUGUUUCAUGAUCCAGCCUCGUCCCUCCUCGGGCCAGGAACAGUCAUUAACAUAAAUUGUCUUCGGUGACAGUUAUAUCCACCACUCUUCGCCACAGUCUCUACCAAAAUAAUAUUAAGUCGCGGAACUUCUGCCCUCUGGAGAGGACUCAUAAUAAAUUCGAUUUUGUCAAAUCUCCGUACGAAUAGAACUGGAUCAUGUUCUGGUUAAAAUAUGUAACUAGGUUGUCAUGUAUUUUAUUAUUUUAUGCUUCUAUCGCGGAAUAUUAUGGAAUUAUGACAUGAAUGUAAUUAAG
This is a messenger RNA of Bombus pyrosoma, 1834 nucleotides long. RefSeq lists its product as uncharacterized. The transcript is spliced from 3 exons. Lineage: Eukaryota; Metazoa; Arthropoda; Insecta; Hymenoptera; Apidae. The record is from RefSeq and is a predicted model, not a curated record. Bases 1173 to 1550 code for a protein of 125 amino acids.